Messenger RNA from Zasmidium cellare ATCC 36951, 1617 nucleotides. RefSeq lists its product as uncharacterized. Bases 1 to 1617 code for a protein of 538 amino acids. The transcript has 5 exons. Gene Ontology annotation, molecular function: flavin adenine dinucleotide binding; N,N-dimethylaniline monooxygenase activity; NADP binding. The record is from RefSeq and is a predicted model, not a curated record. NCBI's taxonomy places the organism in Eukaryota, Fungi, Ascomycota, Dothideomycetes, Mycosphaerellales, Mycosphaerellaceae.
AUGGGAGUCGUACAGGAACUGGACGCCGUGGUCGUAGGCACUGGCUUUGGCGGCAUAUACAUGACCAAGAGGUUCAAAGAUGCAGGAUUCCGUGCGGUAUGCCUGGAAAAGGCCCCUCAGCCUGGUGGAGUGUGGCAUUGGAACUGCUACCCUGGCGCCCGUGUCGACUCCAGGUACCCAGUGUACCAAUACACGGACCCAAAGCUGAACGAGAACUGGACCUGGGAAGAGGCCUUCCCGGGAUAUGGAGAGAUCCGCAAAUACCUAAAGCACACCAUCCAACACUGGAACCUGGCCGAGCAAAUGGUUUGUGGGGCUGAAGUAGUCUGCGCUCGAUUUGACGAGACCGCUCACAAGUGGACCAUAACAUGUGCAGAUGGUCGCCAAUUCGUUGCCAGGUGGUUCAUCAACUCACUCGGGUUUGCGACGCAGCCAUACGUCCCAAAGCUACCGGGUCUCGAGACAUUUAAAGGGCCUUCUUUCCACUCCGCCAGAUGGCCACAAGAUGAUAUCGAUGUUAGGGGCAAGCGUGUUGCGGUCAUCGGCACAGGAGCCAGUGCUGUGCAGAUCAUCCAAACGAUUGCUAGCGAGGUGAGCCACAUGACAGUAUACCAACGAACGCCGAGUGUGUGCCUGCCUUUGCGACAGCAGAAAUUGUCGAAGGCGUUCCAAGACGAUUUCAAGACCAGCGGCGAGAUGGCCGCCCUGCAACACGAAUGCAAAUACAAGAAGUUCGGAGGCCAGAAUACUUCAUUUGUUGCCAGAAAAUGGGCGAAUGACACUCCAGAGGAACGGCGACAAGUCUUUGAAGACGCCUGGGCCAAAGGGGGCUUUCACCCGUUGCUCUCGACGUACUUCGAUGUCUUUGUCAGCCACGAAGUGAACAGUGAGGCCUGGCGGUUCUGGGCAGAGAAGUCUCGUGAACGCAUCAAGAAGCCCGAGUACCGCGAUAUCCUGGCACCGCUCGAACCUGUCCACACAUUUGGUGGGAAACGAACGCCGAUGGAGAUCGACUAUUUCGAAGCUUUCAAUCACGAUCAUGUAUCUUUGGUGGAUAUCAAAGCAGAUCCGAUAGUCGAGGUUACGCCAACCGGCAUCAGGUGUGCGGAGACAGGCUUGCAGGAGUUCGAUAUCAUCGUCCUGGCCACUGGUUUCGAUACCAAUACUGGUGCAUUGACCGCCAUCAACAUUGUGGACACCAAUGGCCAGUCUCUCAAGCAGCGCUGGGAAGAUGGAGUUUACACACGCUUUGGGCUGUCGACUUCCGGCUUCCCAAAUAUGUGGUACACCUAUGGGCCUCAGGCUCCAACUGCCUUCUCCAACGGGCCAUCAUGUGUUGAAUUGCAAGGUGAAUUCAUAUUCGACCUCAUCAAGGACAUGGGCAGCAAAGGCAUCACUCGCAUCGAGACCUCUGAACAGGCGGAGCAGGCCUGGCGCCAAUCGACCUUGGAUUUGUGGAGCAAGUUCGUCGUCUCUGCCACGAAGGGGUACUAUUGCGGCGUGAACAUACCCGGCAAGAAAGAGGAGCCAUUGAACUGGUUUGGAGGACUGCACAACUACCAUGCCGCUAUGACCAAGUGCCGUGAGGAGGAAUAUGAAGGUUUCAUCAAAAGCUAA